UAUGUCAAUUUACCAGUUACAUUUGUGUAUUAAACAGAGUUACAGAAUGCAGACUUACAAUCGUUGAUGGUUGUUUUCUUCCAUCAAUCCACUUAUUCAUAUUGACUACCACACCGUAGGAAAGAAAAUAUUUUUUCCGUUUAUGUUGUUAAUUUGACAACAGGGCUCUUAAUUCGUGAAAAAGAACGAUUUUUUUGUGUAAUGGCGAGGGAAGACAAGGAUAAUAUGUCCGAAACAACUUUAGAGCCAACAGAUGACGAAAAUCUCAAGUCGUGUUGGGUUUGUUUUGCCACCGAACAUGAUGAUAAACUGGCUGCUUGGGUUCAACCUUGCAAGUGUAUUGGUACAACAAAAUGGGUUCACCAAAGUUGUCUCCAGCGGUGGGUAGAUGAAAAACAGAGAGGCAAUAUUAGUAGGAAAGUUCUCUGCCCACAAUGCAAAGUAGAAUACAUAGUAGUAUUCCCAUCUAUGGGAACAUUUGUGAUUUUGCUGGAUGCUAUAGAAGAUAUAACACGCAGAAUCAGUCCAUUUAUUCUUGGGGGUGUGUUGCUAGGAUCUAUUUACUGGAUUGCUAUUACAUAUGGUGCAGUGACUGUUAUGCAGGUUGUCGGCCAUAGGGAGGGUCUGGAAAUGAUGGAGUCGGCUGACCCCCUGGUACUGCUGGUGCUGUUGCCGACGAUUCCUGUUACCCUCAUAGGCGCCAAGAUGUACAACUGGGAAGACUCUGUGUUAUUCUUCCUCAGGAAGUACUGUGCUAAGAUACCGGCGCUGUCAUAUGUAUUACCCUUCGGCCAUGUUGAUGAAGAGCGCGCAAUUGUCUCCGGGCCAAGUCCGAACAAUGGAUCACAAAACUCAACUUCACAUCUAUCUCCUACACGAAUAUUUUGUUCAGCCCUACUCGUACCCACAAUUUCAACAAUUAUAGGCAAAAUUUUCUUUCGUUCAAUCAAAAAUAACCUUCAUAGAACGAUUUUAGGCGGUCUCACAUACAUAACGUUAAAGGGUGCUCUUAAAAUAUAUCACAAACAGAUGUUAUACAUUCGCCAAUCCAGUAGAAAAAUCUUAGAUUACACAGAGUCAAAUUUAAAGUUAUAUAGAAGUUCGAAUCAAGGACAAUCCGAUUCUGUUGCGAGAGACGAUUCGGAACAAGUAGUCUGAGUAUCUUUGGGUUUGGCAGAUGGGCAACUGUCAAAGUGACAUUUAAAAGACGAUCUAGGAAAUGUGUCGUUUGUCUGAGCGGGAAGUUGUCACUUGUACAUAAUGCCGGUGAAAGAUAACAUUUUUUGAGUUACGCUUUACAUUUAUUUGUUAUUGAUUGUUAUUUGAAUGAAAUAAGCAGCAGUAAACUGUUACAAUAUAAUAACUGCAACUCUAAAAAACUAAACACUAAUACAAAACUUACUUUCUUCUUUUAUUAUCUUAAAGCGCAUAGCGAAAAAGGUUUUGUGUAAAAAUGUUUAUUUUCUAUCCAGAGUAAAUUUUGUAAAUAUUUUUAAAUCUGGCAAUAACGUCUUAUGUCCGCUUUGAAGUUGUCUAACGGGCGUGUGAUAUUUGAUUAACUUUAUAAUUCAAACUUUAGCUGUAAACAGAUAAAAGCUUUUUCAUGAGAAAUUAAAAAUCAUAUCCAAGGUCAAAAUAUUAAAAUCACGAACUUAAUCCUCGUAUCUGUUAAGUAAUGUAGACGAGACCGUGCGUUUGAUUG
Pieris rapae (cabbage white) is the source of this 1702-nucleotide messenger RNA. Its product is annotated as E3 ubiquitin-protein ligase MARCHF5. The transcript has 4 exons. The record is from RefSeq and is a predicted model, not a curated record. Bases 202 to 1158 code for a protein of 318 amino acids. NCBI's taxonomy places the organism in Eukaryota, Metazoa, Arthropoda, Insecta, Lepidoptera, Pieridae. Gene Ontology annotation, molecular function: zinc ion binding.